CUUCACCAUUUCAUUCCAUAGUAAAAAAGUACUGUUCAACGGUGUUUCCGUCCCUCUCCCUUCAUUUGAAAGAAAAAGAUUUACAAAAGAAAGGGGUAGAAAGUGAGGCAAAGUGCGAGAAAAAGCAAAAGGAAAAUUUUGGUUCACGGAUUUCCGCUAGCUCAUCUGUACCAGAUCGCGUAAUUUAGGGUUUUAUACUCUUAACUUGGUGAUCGGACUCCGGUUAUGGCGAGCCCGGUCACUCCCAGUAAUGGUAGAGCUUUAUCUAUAACGCCUGGUGCUAGGGUUUUGAAGACCCCACUCAGCGACGAUACGAUCUGGAAGCGUCUCAAAGAGGUGGGGUUUGAUGAGGAAUCCAUUAGAAGAAGAGACAAGGCUGCUCUCAUAGCGUAUAUCGCGAAACUUGAAUCUGAGGUCUUUGAUCUUCAACACCACAUGGGUCUUCUCAUUUUGGAAAGAAAAGAGUUUGCUUCAAAAUAUGAGCAAAUCAAAGCCUCUGCUGAAGCAGCUGAACUAAAGCAUAAGCGUGAUCAAGUUGCGCACUUGUCUUCUUUAGCAGAAGCAAGGAAACGAGAAGAAAGCUUGAAGAAGGCUGUGGGAGUUGAGAAAGAGUGUAUAGCAAGUAUUGAGAAGGCCUUGCAUGAGAUGCGUGCUGAAUCUGCUGAAACCAAGGUUGCAGCUGAUUGUAAAUUGGCUGAUGCACGAAGUAUGGUUGAAGAUGCGCAGAAAAAAUACAUGGAUUCUGAGGCAAAAAUGCGUGCUGCAGAAGCUUUACAAGCAGAAGCUAGCCAGUAUCGUCGAGCUGCAGAAAGAAAGCUGCAGGAAGUUGAAGCACGUGAAGAUGAUCUUGGCAGGCGUACCAGUGCUUUCAAGGCUGAUUGUGAUGCAAAAGAGAAGGAGAUUGUUCUCGAGAGACAAACUUUGGGUGAGAGACGGAAAGUUCUGCAGCAGGAACAUGAAAGGUUACUUGAUGGGCAAGCUUUGUUGAAUCAGAGGGAGGAUUAUGUUGCCAGCAAAUCUCAAGAGCUAAAACGUCUAGAAAAGGAGUUGGAGUCCUCAAAAUCAAAUAUUGAGAAGGAACUUAGGGACUUGAAUGACAAGAAAUCCAACUUGGAGCUGACUGUGGCUUCCUUAACACAAAGAGAAGAGGCUGUUAUUGAGAGGGAGGCUCUACUAAACAAGAGAGAGCAAGAGUUUCUUGUUUUGAAAGAAAAACUGUCAAGCGAGAAAUCUGUUGAAAUUCAGAAAGUUAUUGCCAAUCAUGAGACUGUUCUGAAAACAAGGAAGUCAGAAUUUGAAGCUGAGUUGGAGAUGAACCGCAAAUUGGUGGAGGAUGAAAUUGAGGCCAAGAGACGAGCUUGGGAAUUGAGGGAAGUGGAUCUUAGACAAAGGGAGGACAUGUUGAAUGAGAGGGAACAUGACUUAGAGGUUCAAUCAAGGUUGUUGACUGACAAGGAGAAAGAUAUGGCAGAAAAGAUAAAUUUUCUUGAUGGGAAAGAAAGAAGUCUUAAUGCUGCUGAGAGGGACAGUGAGUUGAGGAGAGCACUUAUACAGCAAGAAAAAGAAGAGAUUAACAAAAUAAAGUUAGAACUCCAGGAGUCCUUGAAUUAUUUGGAAGACAAAAAGAAACAAGUCGAUUGUGCGAAGGAGAAACUAGAGACUAUGAAAAUUGAAACAAAUGAGCUCUCAGUUUUGGGGAUGAAACUUAAAGAAGAGGUUGAUAUGGUCAGGGCUCAGAAAUUGGAACUUAUGGCUGAAGAAGACAGAUUGAAGGUUGAAAAGGCUAAGUUUGAAACUGAAUGGGAGCUUAUUGAUGAAAAAAGGGAAGAACUGCAGACAGAAGCUGAACGUAUAGUUGAGGAGAGACAGGCGGUUUAUAGGUUACUUAAGGAUGAACGGGAUAGUCUAAGACUAGAGAAGGAAACAAUUCAAGAACAGCAUAAACAUGAUGUUGAGUUGCUUAACCAUGAGCGGGAGGAAUUUAUGAACAAGAUGGAACAUGAGCAUGCUGAGUGGUUCGACAAAAUUCAGAAGGAACAUUCAGAUUUCUUGUUGGGUAUUGAGAUGCAGAAGAGAGAGCUGGAGAACAGUAUAGAGAAAAGGCGUGAAGAGGUGGAAAGCUAUUUAAGGGGUCAAGAGAAAGCCUUUGAGAUAGAAAAGAAAAAUGAACUUCAACAUAUUAGAUCUCUUAGAGAGAAAGCAGCAAAAGAGUUGGAGGAUGUUGCUUUAGAGAUGAAGAAGCUUGAUUCUGAGAGAACAGAGAUAAAUUUAGAUCGUGAGCGAAGAGACAUGGAAUGGGCUGUGCUGAAUAAAUCCAUCGAGGACCUUAAGGAUCAAACUCAGAAAUUAGAGAAACAGAGGGAAUUAUUACAUGCAGAAAGAGAGGAGGUUUGUCUUCAGAUUGAACGCCUGGAAAAAUUGGAAGAUUUGAAACUUAUGUUGGAUAACAUGGAAGUGGCUAAGAUACAACAGUCAAGCAUGGAGUCUAGCCAGCAGAAAAUCUCUGCAAUAAGAUAUUUGAGAAAUCACUCCUCUGUAAAAGAUAGUGACCUGGCUUCACAUGAAAGAGUAGAUAAUACUAACAAUGGAAGUGGACUUGAUUCUUCAUCUAUGCAAAAAACAGAUGUUGCUUCAUCCGCGAACUCUGCUCGUUUCUCUUGGAUCAAACGUUGCACUGAACUGAUGUUCAAAAGUUCUCCUGAGAAGCCCCUUUUGAAGAGUGAGGAAAAGUCUCUGAUAUCCAAUAAUGAUUAUGCAAGUUUAAAAUCUGCCAGCAAAUUGGAUUCUUCCAAUGGAUAUCAUGGACAAAACCUUAAAUCAAUAGAGAGUUCUGGGACGAGACAGCCUGUGAGAUAUGCUUUUGGUGAACCAAAGGUGAUAUCUGAACCCCCUGAAGAUGAUAUUGUCAAGGGAAAACAUGAUGAGGAAGAUGCUAAUGAAGAGAUUGCUCCCUCACUUUCUGAAGAAGGAAUUAACGCCGGAAGGAAAAGGAGAGUUAAAAACUCUCCCUUGGAUGUUUCUACUGAUCCACAACUAGAGCAAAGACAGAACAAUAAGAGGAGGAGGCAACAUAAAGAUGCUGCUGUGAAUUUAUCCAAAGAUGCCGAUAACCCCUGUAUAACUUCAACCCAGAUCAAUGUGCCAGAAGGUCAGCAUUCAACUGAAGAAGGUGAAGAUGCUGACAUGGUAAUUGCGGACAAAAUCAUCAAAAUUUCAGAAGUGACUUCUGAAGUGACCUGUGAUUACUGUGAUGUUCAAGAUGGAGGAACAAAUGGUCAAUCAAAUCAGAGAUGUGUGGACCAUAGUGUGGUACCAUGUGGCUCUGAGGUAUCAGAAAUGUUAAAGGAUAAAGUGAGAAAUGUUGGACGUGGUACUGACCAACAUCAGUCUCAUGAAGAUGCAUCCAAAGCGGAUGAUCUGAGGGUUGAAGAUUCCGAUGUUGCUAUAUCUGACAAUAGUGAGAAGGUUCCUGAGAAUAUUGCAGGGAGGACAAGAUCAAAACAGAAGCUGUAGAAUUCUAGCUGUUGCCUUGUUGAUGUGUUUAUGAUCAGGCAAGCAUGCAAAUAUCUUUAAGCUUUUGAUUUUGUUCACUUAAAUGAAUGGUAACCAUGCAACAUCGAGCAGCCUAAUAAUUUUUUCCAGUCUGUUGUAGUGCAGAGUGCUGGAAGUACUAAUUUUACUGGGUUUUGGUUGAGUACUUAUGCCAGUUGACUUGUCUUGUGGUGUCUCCUAAUGUGUGAUUGGAUCAUCUCGAAGCAGGUGUGGAAAUUUGUAAAUGAUUUGCAUAUAUAUUUAUGGGGUUUCAUGGGGUAAUUUGUUAAUGUUUAGUAUGUCCUUAAGUAGGAGGUUUGGAAACUCAUGUACAGGCAAUUGUGCAUCCUUGUCUGGCUUAGGGGUCGUGUGGUUGUUACUUUAUUAAAAGUCGGUAUUUUGCAUGGUCAGAUUGAAAUAUCCCUACCUUGGCGUUGAGAAACGUUGAAAGUAGGCAACAUUUUUAUUGCUCUUUGGCAAUCAAAUGAGGAUGUGUUUCUUCUUGUCAUAUUGUAUGUUUAACAAUGGAGUGAGGCUUUUUGUGCUUUUUGACGUUGGCAUUGGUGUAGACAUUCCCAUUCAUAGGGUUGAGUGGAUAAAUGUUAUAUAUCAUCUGAAUGUUAAUUCUGCA
Molecule: messenger RNA, 4162 nt
Organism: Hevea brasiliensis (rubber tree)
Lineage: Eukaryota; Viridiplantae; Streptophyta; Magnoliopsida; Malpighiales; Euphorbiaceae
Product: protein CROWDED NUCLEI 4
Exons: 8
Coding region: 226-3513 (1095 amino acids)
Biological process (GO): nucleus organization
Cellular component (GO): nucleus
Source: RefSeq, a predicted model, not a curated record